AGCUGUGUUUUGUUUUUGGGAGGGUUCGGGUUUGAGCUUUUCUCGGCCUUUGUCAUCAUGCUGGCCGGUGUCGCGGAGCAGUUGGAACACCUCAGUUUCCAGGACCGGGCAGCAGUGCUCCGCAUCUUGGAGGAGGAUGAGCUUCCGACGCCCCCUCCGAUGCCACCUCCUACCCCAGCCUCUCGUGUGCCUGCGAUGCCUCGCCCGGAUUGGGUGCAGGCAGACGCCUGGGAUGGCAUGUCCGAGGAGGACAGGGCGGCUGUGCUGCAGGCCUUGGCAGAUGAUGCGAUCCGAGAAGCCCCAGCUCCCUCCUGGCCAGCUCCCUCCCGGCCAGCUCCCGCACCAGAAGCCCUGGAUCAUGGGUGGACCGGCUUGGCCGAGGAGGACAGGGCAGCUGUACUGCAGGCUUUGGGCGAAGAUGCUCACACGGCACAGGGUGCACACGAAAAAGGCCCACCGCCACCGUCUCCCCGAGCGACAGGGUCGCUGACAGACGAGCUGGUGAGGAUUCGCAGCGCCACAGACUUCAGGGUGGCCUCUAAGAGGCAGCAUCCAAAUCGCCAUCCAGGCUGCGACUUUGAUGAUCAGCAGGAAUGCCACCGCAUCCCGAAUUCUUUGCUGUACGAGGCCUUUCAGCAGACCGAUGAUCCGGCGCUCAAGGACGAGCUGUUGCGCUUCGGUUAUUCCAAGGACAACAUCCGGGCGCAGGCAGGGCGCAACGAGCAUCAUUCGCGCGACGAGCGGGAUGCGGGUCUGUACCGGACUGGCUCGGCAAGGCUGGACAGGAUGAGCUCAGGCUUGGAACAACGCAUGAACCAGGCGCUCUACAGGAUUGUGGAGGAGGGCCGGAUGUCCGCGGAGGCGCGGGGCCACCUACUGCAGGUCAUCGCCAAGCAGAGCGAACCGGGCCGCGACUUCGUGGCCCAGCGCGACAUGAGGUGCUACCAUGAUGCUCACAGCAAGGCAGCCAUCCGCGAGGCGAGAAACACCCAAGACGAAAGCCGGCGAGCGCCGGCGGAGAAUGCAGGACGCGCGCGACCUCCAAGCGCCUUCAUCCCACCGCAAAACCCGACCUCGGCGGUGGGGAGUGGGCUGUAUAAAGGCGCCGGCGCAUAUCACCUCCGCCGCGCGCCGAGCCCUCCCCGCCGCGCGCCGAGCCCUCCCCGCCGCGCGCCGAGCCCUCCCCGCCGCGCGGCGAGCCCUGCCUACACGCCGAGCCAUUUGGCCAGCCCCGGAAUGGGCUUCGACCCCUUUGGGUCUUCAAGCCAUGGCGGCUUUGGCGGUGGCUUUGGCGGUGGCUUUGGCGGUGGCUUUGGCGGUGGCUUCGGAGGUGGCUUCGGCGGUGGCUUCGGACCGUCGCCGGCCUCGUCCAUGUCCAGGUCCUCGUCCGCUGGCUUCAUUGGGCUGCACUCCUCCUCUGGCUGCGCGAACGGGCGCGAAGUCUUUCGGGGCCCCAGGGGCGGCGAGUUCCAUUUCUCCGGCACCGGCAGGAAGGUGUACCACCCGCGCUAGGCUAGGCGUUGGACAAGGCUGUGGUCAAAAGGAGCUGGCGGAUGUCCUCAAUUUCCAACUUUUGCGGUUUUACUGGAAUCC
Effrenium voratum is the source of this 1593-nucleotide messenger RNA. NCBI's taxonomy places the organism in Eukaryota, Dinophyceae, Suessiales, Symbiodiniaceae. The record is from the annotation of a GenBank genome assembly.